UUCCUUUGUUUUGAGUUAGUAUGUGGGCAGAUUUAUAUAUUUAUGAAAGAUUUUACAUAACAAAACUGGAAAUAGAAGUGAUGGGAGUGAACCAAAAAUAAACGUACUUUCAUUUGCAAGGAAAAAAAUAUAACUAUUGGUAACUGUUGCAUCUACAGCAGAGGUAAACGGGCUUUAUGUCGCAAUUCAAAAUUUGACCAAUAAUGUCAGGAAAAAGUACCCCCUGGUGCUUAACUUCUUUUUACACUUGAUUAAGUGUUACAUAGGUGAAUCAUCUUUGCAUGACACAAAUAUUGAAAUAUUUCAUUACACAUUUAUCCUUGACAUGAAAUAUUUCAAUAUUGUUCUGCAAUUUUUUUUUGUCCACUUGUAUGACGUUAAGAAUGUUAAAAUGCUACACAUCAAACAUUUUUUGUCCACUUGUAUGAGUUAAGAAUGUUAAAAUGCUACACAUCAAACAUUGCCAGCAAGGUUUAUAAAGGUUUUAUAAUAGUUAUAGUUACAGUUUGUUUCUUUUUCCAUUAAUACACGGGAAACGUUUGAUACAAAAAUUGAACAAAGCGUAGAUCAACCAGCUCCUGUUGUUGAGAUUUCACUGAUAACUUGUAAUUAUUUGUGUUAGUCUGAACACAUUUGCCACAUUAAGGGCUUUGGGGGUUGAAGUAAAAAUGUGCUUGCUGCUAACAUUUUCUUUCACCGUUCAUUAAGUACCUCAAGAAUUCAACAACACAUGCAGGAGGUGCGUAAGGUGUAUAAUUUGAUUGGGAUCCAUAUUAGGCCUUUUGAGCCUUGGCGGAAGUCUCGACCAUGUGCCAUUCUAGUUAGUGGUUGCUUUGUGUGUCAUUCACACCGUAUGUGCUGACUGGGAUCACCGGGGGCCCCAUGUGGGCUAGGAGAUGAUCACCUGACGAGGAAGAUCCCCUGCUAACCUUCAGAACUAUCUGCUGAGGGCAAAAGGAUUGUUUGCUAUUCAGCCCUCUGCCUUCUCUUCAGGGCUCUCAUCCCACGAGUACACACGGGGGAUUAUUAUUACUGCUAACCUGCACUUUAUAUUUCUGUUUUUCCCCCCCCUUCUUGGAUUACAACAGAGGUCAAAACUGGAUCCCGCAACAGCGUUUGUUUGAUUUUUGGCAGGUUUUGUCUGUUAAUAUUUGGAGGUAGCACAGUGACAGCAGGCGAAGGCCAAAGGCAGAGAGAGCUCUGUUCUUGCCUUGAAGAGGGAGAGGCUGCCAUCAUUUGAGUGAAGAGGACACAGAGGGAAGGAUGGGAGUACAAAAGGAGGAUGUGGAACAGUUCCUCAAAGGGAACCCGGCUUUUGCUACGGAGUACUUUGCCAAGAAGAUGAACCAAAGCACCAUAUCUGAGGUGUCCGGACUACUGGAAAAACAGGUGGACUUCAGCCAAUUUCAGGAACUCAGCCAGGUAGAGGAGAGUCAAAUCAUGUACGACUUGAUCACAGACAUGCAGGAGAACAUCAACAUGGAAAAAGUGGUCUUCAAGAUCCUCAAGAGAAUCAGCGCGUUGAUCCACGCCGACCGCUGCAGCUUGUUCAUGUACCGUCAGAGGAACGGCAUCGGCGAAUUGGCCACCAGACUCUUCAACGUCAACACCCAGUCCGAGCUGGACGAGUGCAUCGUGCCGCCCGAUUCCGAGAUCGUCUACCCACUGGACUUGGGGAUAGUCGGUCACGUAGCCCAGACCAAGAAGACGGUGAAUGUGAAGGAUGUCAAAGAGAACCAGCACUUCAGCUCAUUCGGAGACGAGCUCACGGAUUAUGAGACCAGGAACGUUCUGGCCACGCCCAUUCUCAACGGCAAAGACAUGGUGGCCGUGAUCAUGGCCCUGAACAAGACCACCGGGCCGCAUUUCACGAAUGAGGAUGAAGAUCUCUUUUUAAAGUAUCUGAAAAUUGCCACUUUGAACUUGAAGAUCUACCACCUGAGUUACCUCCACAACUGUGAGACACGGAAAGGACAGCUGCUGCUGUGGUCAGCCAACAAAGUGUUUGAAGAGCUGACUGACAUCGAGCGACAGUUCCACAAGGCCUUGUACACGGUGCGAGCCUACCUCAACUGUGACCGAUAUUCUGUCGGCUUACUUGACAUGACCAAGGAGAAAGAGUUCUUUGACGUGUGGCCGGUGUUAAUGGGAGAGCAGCCACCUUACUCUGGGCCUGUAACUCCUGAUGGAAGGGAGGUAAAUUUUUACAAAGUAAUUGAUUAUAUAUUACAUGGGAAGGAAGACAUCAAAGUAAUACCUAAUCCACCAGCAGAUCAUUGGGCCUUGAGUAGUGGCCUGCCUACUUACGUUGCUGAAAGUGGCUUUAUUUGCAAUAUCAUGAAUGCAGGGGCGGAUGAGACAUUUCAGUUCCAAACUGAGGCACUGGACAGCAGUGGAUGGACCAUAAAGAAUGUUCUCUCCCUCCCAAUUGUAAACAAAAAGGAAGAGAUAGUCGGCGUGGCCACCUUUUACAACAGAAAAGAUGGAAAGCCAUUUGACGAUCAAGAUGAGCAGCUCAUGGAGGCUUUGACCCAGUUCUUGGGCUGGUCGGCUUUGAACACGGACACAUACGACAAGAUAAACAAGCUCGAGAACCGCAAAGGCAUCGCCCAGGACAUGGUGCUCUACCAUGUUAAAUGUCGGAACGAUGAAAUUCAAAAUAUUCUGAACACAACAGAGGUCUAUGACUGCGAACCAUGGGAGUGUGAAGAAGACGAGCUUCUCGAUAUCUUGAAAAAAGACCUUCCUCCUCUGAUAAAGAAAUUUGAGAUCUACGAGUUCCGUUUUUCGGAUUUCAAAUGUACAGAGCUGGAACUGGUCAAGUGCGGAAUACAGAUGUACUAUGAAGUCGGCGUAGUCAAGAAGUUCCAAAUCCCACAGGAGGUGCUGGUUCGUUUCAUGUACUCUGUCAGUAAAGGCUACAGGAGAAUCACUUACCACAACUGGCGCCACGGCUUCAACGUGGGACAGACCAUGUUCACUCUCUUGACGACGGGAAUGCUAAAGAGGUACUAUACCGACUUAGAGGUCAUGGCCAUGAUUACAGCAGGCUUCCUUCAUGACAUUGACCACAGAGGAACCAACAACUUGUACCAGGUCAAGUCAGGCAACCCACUAGCCAAGCUGCAUGGAUCUUCCAUCUUGGAACGACACCAUCUAGAGUUUGGAAAAUUUCUCCUGUCUGAUGAGUCACUGAACAUCUACCAGAACCUCAACCGGCGACAGGUGGACCACGUCAUUCACCUCACAGACAUAGCCAUCAUUGCCACUGAUCUCGCUCUUUAUUUCAAAAAGAGGACCAUGUUCCAGAAGAUUGUGGACCUUUCGCACACGUAUGAGGACGAAAAGAAGUGGGUUGAUUUCAUGUCUCUAGAAACAACCAGGAAAGAGAUUGUCAUGGCCAUGAUGAUGACUGCUUGCGACUUGUCCGCCAUUACCAAGCCUUGGGAGGUGCAAAGCAAGGUUGCCUUGUCUGUGGCGGCAGAGUUUUGGGAGCAAGGUGACCUGGAAAGGACAGUACUGGAACAACAACCUAUCCCCAUGAUGGACAGGAACAAAGCAGCAGAGCUCCCCAAGCUCCAAUGCGGUUUCAUCGACUUUGUCUGCACAUUUGUCUACAAGGAGUUCUCCCGCUUCCACCCACAAAUCCAACCCAUGCUCGACGGAAUCCUCAACAACAGGAAGGAGUGGAACGCCAAAAAAGAAGAGUACGAGGCAAAGCUCAAAGUCAUCGAGGACCAGAAGGCUGCCCAACAGGCGGCAGCAGCCAGUAAAGCUGAUAAUGCCAGCGGUGGAGGCUCCAAGACCUGCUCGGUAUGCUGAAAGAUGAUCGCUGUAGUCACUGCCAAGGAGAAAAAAAAAAAGAUAAAGGGAGCUGGACGUGUGUGCAAUCUUGGUCUCCUAAUAUUUCUGCGGCAAGAUUGGUGCUUAUGAGGAAGAAGCAGAGAGAGAAUCGGAAGCAAGAGAAGUAUCUUGUAGUCUUAACGGAAUAUUUACAUAUUUGGACGGUGUAAGUGUAUUUGUAUAUACGGUAUGUGUGUAUGUUUCCCAAUUGUACAGAUGACUUUUGGUUUGCCAGUCAACACUAGCCUAAAAGUGAACUUGUAAAUACACCAUCGUUGUGAAAAGCA
Molecule: messenger RNA, 4130 nt
Organism: Phycodurus eques (leafy seadragon)
Lineage: Eukaryota; Metazoa; Chordata; Actinopteri; Syngnathiformes; Syngnathidae
Gene: pde6b
Product: phosphodiesterase 6B, cGMP-specific, rod, beta
Exons: 23
Coding region: 1264-3822 (852 amino acids)
Biological process (GO): retina development in camera-type eye; signal transduction
Cellular component (GO): photoreceptor outer segment membrane
Molecular function (GO): 3',5'-cyclic-nucleotide phosphodiesterase activity; protein binding
Source: RefSeq, a predicted model, not a curated record